This is a messenger RNA of Aspergillus sclerotioniger CBS 115572, 749 nucleotides long. RefSeq lists its product as uncharacterized. The coding region runs from base 1 to 699 and encodes 232 amino acids. The transcript is spliced from 4 exons. The record is from RefSeq and is a predicted model, not a curated record. NCBI's taxonomy places the organism in Eukaryota, Fungi, Ascomycota, Eurotiomycetes, Eurotiales, Aspergillaceae. Gene Ontology annotation, cellular component: membrane. Gene Ontology annotation, molecular function: carbohydrate:proton symporter activity. Gene Ontology annotation, biological process: carbohydrate transport; transmembrane transport.
AUGUCCGCAAUCAUCGGGACCAAUCAAUACAUUGACUCUUUCGACAACUCACAUGGAGUGCGCCAGGGUGCCAUCAACUCCGCACUUGCAGUCAGCUCUGUGGUAGGGUCCAUCAUGGCAGGUUCCAUUUCCGACAAAAUAGGUCGCAGAGAUUCCAUUAUGCUUGCCUGUCUUUGGUGGCUUGUGGGCACAGCAGUCCAGGCUGGCGCAAAUUCAUCCACAAUGGCAUGUGGCAACCUCCUAAUGUACGGCGCUAUCGGCAUGGCAAUCUGCCAUCUCGUCGUCGGGGGCGUCCUCUCAUCAGGCGAAUACGUCCCCGACGGCGUCGACGGAAGCCUUAACGUCCUGAUCCGCGCUCGUGGAUCCAAAUCCCAUACUGUAAUUCCCUUUUCCUACUUACUGAUCAUCAUAUACGCCUUAAUCUGGUCUCUGGAGACUCGUGCAUCGGGCAUGUGGUUCAUCUUUCUGACAAACUAUAGACGUCCCGAGACAUGCGGCAAGACCAUUGAGGAAGUCGAGAAACUGUUCAGCAAAGGAGGACCAAAGGCGUGGCACACUAAGCCUGGACACUCGAAAAUGGAUGGUCUUAUUGAAGAGGCCAGAGGACAGAAGCUGCAUGUGACAAACCUUGGACUGAAGGCGGAUGAGACAAAAGUGGAGGAGGAUGCUGCCCCGCCAAAUUCCACUGCCCCGCAGUAAUCAUUUCAAAGAAGUCAGGAUAAGGAUGACGGUAGUACCGGAAUCCUGGG